This is a messenger RNA of Ilex paraguariensis (yerba mate), 320 nucleotides long. The record is from the annotation of a GenBank genome assembly. Lineage: Eukaryota; Viridiplantae; Streptophyta; Magnoliopsida; Aquifoliales; Aquifoliaceae.
CUUUGCCAUAUUGCAUUGUUAAGCUGCUGAGCUAUGGUGCUGCAGUGCCGAUAUGCUGCUGUGCUGGAGAUGAUUGGAGCUCUGAAUUGGAGUCUGAUCUGGGGAAGAACCACACAACCCGUGUUGAGCAUGAAGCUACCACUUCCAAAAUUGGUGAAGAUCAGCUGUUCUACUUCCAGCAGAGAGGGAUCGACUAUGAAAAAGCCAUGGCUGCCAUGAUUUCUGGGUUUUGCAGGGAUGUCUUCAACGAGCUACCUGAUGAAUUUGGUGCUGAAGUGAACCAGCUCAUGAGCUUGAAGCUUGAAGGAUCUGUUGGUUAG